AUGCCAGGGACGCUUCUGCCCCCGAGAUCCCACCGGCAACACGCAGAGAUGGAUCGAUCAUCGGCUUCCGGGCCUGAUCUGUAUUUGAUCGCCGACCAGGACACCGUCUACGAGCAAGAUCUCAUCCGGGACCCCGGCAGUAUCAAACCAUGGCUUUCCUACAUCGAAUACAAGCAACAACAUGGGACACUUUACGAACAAGCUUUUGUAAUGGAGCGUGCCUGUAGGCAGCUACCGAGAUCUUACAAGCUCUGGAAGAUGUAUCUCGAAUUUAGAACAAGUCAUCUUCGUGGUCGCAAUGCGACCAAAUAUCGGGCUGAAUACCAGAAAGUGAAUGCGCUUUUCGAGCGCGCACUUAUCCUCCUCAACAAGAUGCCCCGAAUAUGGGAAAUGUAUCUUUCCUUUAUGCUGCAACAACCUCUUGUCACACAGACCCGACGGACAUUCGACCGCGCGCUUCAAGCUCUGCCUGUUACCCAACAUAACCGGAUCUGGAAACUUUACAAGGCGUUCGCGCGCUCCGCUUCUGGUCAGACUGCGGUGAAGAUUUGGGCUCGGUAUAUGCAAAUUCACCCGGAAAAUGCGGAGGAAUAUAUCGAGCUUUUGGUUGAGAUGAGAGAGUAUACAGAGGCCGUGAAACGGUACAUGGACAUCCUCGACGACCCGCGAUUCCAGUCGAAAGAAGGGAAAAGCCAUUUUCAGCUAUGGACUGAGAUGGUCGACCUACUAGUUUCCAAGGCCAAACAGAUUAAUACUGGGCCGCAGGUUGGCAUUGAUGUCGACGCCAUCCUGCGUAGCGGGAUUGAUAGAUUCGCCGACCAGCGAGGAAAGUUAUGGGCCGGAUUAGCGACAUACUGGAUUACGAAAGGUAACUUCGAGAAGGCAAGAGAUGUCUUCGAGGAGGGUAUCCUCACUGUCAUGACAGUUCGCGAUUUCACUCUUAUCUUUGACUCCUACGUUGAAUUUGAAGAAUCGAUCAUUGGAAGCCUGAUGGAGGCGGCCGCAGUUCGUGCUGACAAGGGAAAGACCGACGAAGAUGCCGAUUUUGACCUCGACCUGCGAAUGCUGCGAUUCGAACAGCUCAUGGAUCGACGGCCGUUCCUAGUCAACGAUGUACUCCUGCGACAGAACCCCAACAACGUCAUUGAAUGGGAAAAGAGAGUAGCUUUGUGGGGCGACAACAAGCAAGAAGUUGUCAAUACUUACACAGCUGCCAUCGCAGCGAUCAAUCCCAAGAAGGCACACGGCAAGUUCUCCGAGCUUUGGGUCAAUUACGCCAAAUUCUACGAAAACGGUGGCGAUCUAGACACAGCACGAGUCAUAUUCGAGAAGGCCGUCAAAGUUCCCUACAAAUCGGUCGCAGAAUUGGCUGAGACCUGGUGUGAAUGGGCAGAAAUGGAAUUGCGGGCCGAGAACUUUGACAGAGCAGUUGAAGUCAUGGCCAAAGCUACGCAAGCGCCCAAGAAAUCCACCGUGGACUAUUUCGACGAGACUCUUUCGCCUCAGCAGCGUGUCCACAAGAGUUGGAAGCUGUGGAGUUUCUACGUCGACCUGGUUGAGAGUGUUGCCUCCUUGGAGGAGACGAAGAACGUCUACGAGAGAAUCUUCGAGCUACGCAUUGCGACACCCCAGACUGUCGUCAACUACGCCAAUCUGUUAGAGGAGCACAAAUACUUCGAGGACUCUUUCAAGGUCUACGAACGAGGACUGGAUCUCUUCAGCUAUCCGGUUGCGUUUGAGCUUUGGAACCUCUACCUGACCAAAGCCGUGGACCGAAAAAUCGGAAUCGAAAGAUUGCGUGACUUGUUCGAGCAGGCUCUGGAUGAAUGUCCUCCCAAGUUCGCCAAAUCUUUGUACCUGAUGUACGGUAACCUCGAAGAAGAGCGCGGUCUUGCACGACAUGCGAUGAGAAUCUACGAACGCGCUACUCGUGCAGUAUCUGACGAGGACCGCUUCGAGAUGUUCGAAUUCUACAUCACGAAAUCCGCCUCGAAUUUCGGAUUGACCUCCACCAGACCGAUCUACGAACGGGCUAUCGCGGCUUUGCCUGACCAGGAAGCCAAGGAAAUGUGCCUCAAGUUUGCCGAGAUGGAGCGACGACUGGGUGAAAUCGAUCGGGCCCGUGCCAUCUACGGACAUGCAUCGCAGUUCUGCGAUCCUCGUACCAAUGCCGCUUUCUGGCAGAAAUGGGAGGCGUUCGAAGUCCAGCACGGAAACGAGGACACUUUCAAGGAAAUGCUUCGUAUCAAACGAAGUGUACAGGCGCAAUACAACACCGAUGUCAAUUUCAUCGCGUCGCAGGCAAUUGCCCGUAGCCAACAGCGCCCUCAAGAAGGCGGCGAAGAGGAAGGGGAGAUGGAUGGUGCAAAGGAGAAGGCCGAUGUCAUGGCAGCUCUGGAGCGACAAGCACGCGCUCCGGUAGGUUUUGUCGCUGCCAGUACUGGGCCUGAGGGUGGUAACCGACCUCCCGCUGCUGGCCAAGAGCAGCAACCGUCCGCCCCUGUCAACCCGGACGCUAUCAACCUCGAUGAUGACAUGGAUGAAUAA
Molecule: messenger RNA, 2547 nt
Organism: Aspergillus chevalieri
Lineage: Eukaryota; Fungi; Ascomycota; Eurotiomycetes; Eurotiales; Aspergillaceae
Gene: SYF1
Product: mRNA splicing protein SYF1
Exons: 5
Coding region: 1-2547 (848 amino acids)
Biological process (GO): generation of catalytic spliceosome for first transesterification step; mRNA splicing, via spliceosome
Cellular component (GO): post-mRNA release spliceosomal complex; Prp19 complex; U2-type catalytic step 2 spliceosome
Molecular function (GO): protein binding
Source: RefSeq, a predicted model, not a curated record